Molecule: messenger RNA, 471 nt
Organism: Trypanosoma grayi
Lineage: Eukaryota; Euglenozoa; Kinetoplastea; Trypanosomatida; Trypanosomatidae
Exons: 1
Coding region: 1-471 (156 amino acids)
Source: RefSeq, a predicted model, not a curated record
AUGGCGAGCAUCCGCGGCGGUGUCGGGAGUUUCCUGCUACGCCGCGCCGCAGCGAAGAGCAUCCGGCAGAAGUACCAGACAGGCCCACAGUUCAACAAGCGCAAGUUCUUCCAGUUCCCGAAGGGCCACCACCGCCUGCACCGCCGCAUUGGCGGCGUUCAGCGUGGCCCACCGACGCAGCAGCUGGAGUAUGAGCGUUUCAGCCAUCUCCCCGGCGACGUGAGGACGCGGCCGCAGCAUGACUUCACGUUUGGCGACGGCCGUGCGGAUCGCGCCAUGUAUGCGUGGCGGAAGCGGGGAGAUCUGCAGCUCUAUCAGAUGGGUGGGAAGACGGAGACGUUUGUGUGUUACCGUUGCGGUUAUCCUGUGCGCAGUCAGCUCGUCGCAAUCAAGGCUGACAACUGGGACUACCGGAUGUGUUACAGGUGUUACACAAGCACCGUGAAUCACGGCAUGGAGAACGACACAUAA